This is a messenger RNA of Halichondria panicea, 1365 nucleotides long. Its product is annotated as tRNA methyltransferase 10 homolog A-like. Gene Ontology annotation, biological process: tRNA N1-guanine methylation. Gene Ontology annotation, cellular component: nucleus; nucleoplasm. NCBI's taxonomy places the organism in Eukaryota, Metazoa, Porifera, Demospongiae, Suberitida, Halichondriidae. Gene Ontology annotation, molecular function: tRNA binding. The coding region runs from base 403 to 774 and encodes 123 amino acids. The transcript has 8 exons. The record is from RefSeq and is a predicted model, not a curated record.
CCUCUUCAGCUUUCUACCUCCAUGAUCAUUACCAUGCAUUUGCAAUGAACCAAGAAAGUGAGUCCACCAGUACACAAAGAGACAGCACUCAGUGGAGACAAACCCUCCACUGACAGCAGUCCAGGGCCCAGAGAUGACUGUGCUGAGUGGGUGGUCCAGUUCUCCAUAGACACACUCCCUGAGGCCAUGAGCAAGACUCAGUGGAAGAAGAAAUUGAAGCAUCAAAAGAAGUUGAAAAAAUGGGAGAAAAUGAAAUGAGAGUUACAGUGGAGGCAGGAAUCCAAGGUGAGAAGAAAGAGAGACAGAAGCAGACAAGCUUUGGGAGGACUCCCUCCACCAAAGAAGACCAGACUGGAAGAUGGAGGCUUCUCAAAAAGUAGUCAGAGAGGGUCCUACAAGAAGAUGAGUGACGAGGGAGCGAGCUCUGUGAGGGUGGCCGUGGACUGCUCUUUUGAACAACUCAUGAGUGCGAAGGAUCAACUGAAGCUAAUCAAACAGUUGCAGAGAUUUUAUGCUGCCAACAGACGAUCAGUAGCUCCCUUUCAGAUCCACUACAGAAGUGAGGACUUUGUGGAGGUGUUUGGUAAAGAGAAUGUUGUGUACCUCCUGGCUGAGUCUACCAAUGUGUUGAAUAGUAGGAGUAAGACUAUAUUGGAGUCAGUUCCUCUCACCAGUGGACAACCCAGAGCCCCCAGUGUCACCCACUCUCUCUGUACAGUCCAGCCCUGGAGUACUCAACUCACCAGCCACACCAGAACUGAGACCAGUUCCUGAGAGUCCAUUCCUUGUGUCCUGUCAGUCCCUCGGGAGUAGGGCCAGACCACCACACAUGGCUAGGUGAGUACAUUAUGGUAGCUACUGUGGGUACAGCUUUUCCGGCACACAAAAUGUCGGUGUAGAUUACACACUUGAUGCGAAUCAAAGCACAGUGAUCAACAUGACUGUAGAUGUCUACUGGCUGUUUCAAUACAUAAUACAGUAUUAUAGCACCAAAUUUUAGAACCGCAUAAUUUUGGCGUCACUAAGUGUGUACUUGCUUACCAAUAACCAAACAUUGCAGUUGGUACGUUUUAUAAUUACUGUACAUUGGUAAGAGAUGGCAUAAUUAUCUCAUGUUCUGAUGACAUAAUUGUAUUGCAUUCUCCCUCACCCCGCCCACACACUUAUACUAUAAACCCACUAGUCUCGUUCCCAGGCUGAUUUUUCUUUAUUGGAAGAGAAGGUGAAAAACACCUAUACUGGCUGGCGUUAUGUUAUAGACAACUUGUCCUGCAUGGGGACGAGGCUAUAGCUAGAUACUCAUAUACCUUCUACAGUUUACACACCCACACAUUUAUACGUAUACCAUGCACCUCUCUUAUUGUG